This is a messenger RNA of Hyla sarda, 4058 nucleotides long. It is a transcript of the gene DAPK2, whose product is annotated as death associated protein kinase 2. The transcript is spliced from 10 exons. Gene Ontology annotation, cellular component: nucleus; cytoplasm. Gene Ontology annotation, molecular function: protein serine/threonine kinase activity; ATP binding. Gene Ontology annotation, biological process: intracellular signal transduction; protein phosphorylation; positive regulation of apoptotic process. Bases 552 to 2027 code for a protein of 491 amino acids. The record is from RefSeq and is a predicted model, not a curated record. NCBI's taxonomy places the organism in Eukaryota, Metazoa, Chordata, Amphibia, Anura, Hylidae.
AGGUCCGCAGGUUGGAGACCACUGCUUUGGUGCUUACCUUUCCUGAACUUGUGCGGCCAUGUCCAAUGCUGGCUCAACGGAGGGUGAAGGUUCCUCAGAGACAACUAUGUCGCAGGAUAGUAUUGAGCAGCCCUGGAGGCGUCGCUGCUUUCACCCCAAAAAAUUUUUUUAUGUAUUUUGACGCAUUUACAUUUUCUGACAUUGCUAAGUGUGUUUUCCAUGUGCAAAAUUUCUUGGCGGGGAUUUGCGCCCCAAAAAACGGGAUUUGCGCCAAAAUUGGUGCAAAUGAUGAAUUAUUGAAUAAAGUUAAAAUCACACACAGGACCGUGUGAUUUUGAGAAAGUUGUAAAAAUGACAGUGGAGAAGAUGCACCAAACUUUGGCGCAAAGUAUUGCGCCAAAGUUACGUGAACAAAAACACAUAAAUCCUUUGAUAAAUACCCCCCCAUAGCUACUAACCAAAUCAAUAUGGAAAGCGAACGACGGCUUCUCAUACUCCGGAUUACUCAUUUAACAUCCUCCAAUGAAGAUCCUCUGACGUGAAAACCUAGCAUGGCUGUGUUCAAGCAGCAGAAGGUAGAAGACCUGUACAUCAUAGCCGAUGAGCUAGGAAGUGGACAGUUUGCCAUUGUAAAAAGAUGCAAAGAGAGGAAGACUGGGAUAGAUUAUGCUGCCAAAUUUAUCAAAAAGCGACAAAGUCGUGCCAGCCGUAGAGGAGUGACACGGGAGGAGAUAGAACGAGAGGUGAACAUCCUACGGGAAACUCAGCAUCCUAACAUCAUCACUCUGCAGGAUGUGUAUGAGAACAAGACUGAUGUGGUCCUCAUCCUGGAGCUUGUUUCAGGUGGAGAACUCUUCGAUUUCCUGGCUCAGAAAGAGUCAUUGAGUGAAGAAGAGGCUACUAGGUUCAUCAAACAGAUUCUAGAAGGUGUGAAUUAUCUGCACACCCGCAAGAUUGCACACUUUGACUUAAAGCCAGAAAACAUUAUGCUGUUGGAUAAAACAAUUGCUGUGCCCCAUAUAAAGCUCAUUGACUUUGGCCUGGCACAUAAAAUUGAAGACGGGGUAGAGUUUAAGAAUAUUUUUGGCACGCCUGAAUUUGUAGCUCCUGAAAUAGUAAAUUAUGAACCACUAGGACUGGCUGUAGACAUGUGGAGCAUUGGUGUCAUCACAUACAUAUUAUUAAGUGGAGCAUCCCCAUUCUUGGGGGAGAACAAACAGGAGACCCUUUCCAAUAUUACAGCAGUAAACUAUGAGUUUGAUGAGGAAUUCUUCAGUCACACCAGCGAUCUGGCCAAAGACUUCAUCAGGAAGCUGCUUGUCAAGGACACAAGGAAGCGUUUUACUAUACAGGAAGCUCUUUCACAUCCAUGGAUAACAACACUUCAGUCCAAAGAGGAGAAUAAAAUUCAUGAUACCAAGAGAACAGCCAUGCGGAAACUGAAGGCUAAGAGGUUAAGGGAAUAUACAAUGAAGUCUCAUUCCAGCAUGCCCCCCAACAACACAUAUGUUAAUUUUGAGCGCUUUGCACAAGUAGUAGAAGACCUGAAAGGUGCAGAACAAAUACUAGGCUCCUUGGCUACAAACUAUGAUUCUCUACAGGAGGAUGUAGAAACAUUGAUAUCUAUCUACAAUGAAAAGGAGGCUUGGUAUAAAGAAGAGAAUGAGAAUGUUAGACACAGUCUAUCUCAGCUCCGAUAUGAGUGUCGAAAAGUGGAGUCCAUGAAGAAGAACCUAAAUCAUGACGUUCACUUUGUAGAAUGCAAUGUAGAAAGUGUUUCUGGAAGGUAUAAGGACUUAGAGACACGCUAUGAUUCUCUGAGCAAAGGACUUUCAGAGGAUAUUAAAAUGAUUCAAGACUUGGUAGAUGGAUUUCCAGCAGGAAAUACUGGUUAUGAAUGUAGGAACUUUGGUGCUGUAUUUAACAGAGAUUUAAGUGAGUCGUUCAUGGGUCUCUUAAAUGGAUCAUGUAGUGAAGAUCUUUUAGAACGACUAAAUCUCAGAAACACAGACCCUAGGUUUCAAUAGGCCCUGCAGUGAAUAAUUCAUAUGUAGAGCAUAUGUGGAAAAUCUGUAUAAACAUGACAUAUUCAAUUAUAUAUAGAUUCAGAUUUUGUUUUCUAUACGGUAUAUUUAUUACUAGAGAGUGUCCUUUAUGCUAAGAAUAUGAUCUUGAUGCAUGUAACAUUGGCUCUACACUGUACUACUGUGGUCACUAUCUCUGUAGUGUCUCUUCUUCACAAGCAAUGAUACUCAAAUUAAUCUGAUUUACCGUAAUUACAAUCUUUAUCAUUAAGACUGCCAUCUCAGUCAACCUAUAUAAAACUCUGGAUCACUACAUGUAUUUAACAAAAAAAUGGCUUUAUCACAUAGUGUACAUGGUCAUUAGGAAUAGGCAGGCAGCAUAAUGUGAUUUUUUCACAUUAUGCAAUAAAUGUUUUCGUAUUGUUAUGUUUCUAUCUUAUAGAAGUACUAGCUGAGUACCCGGAGUUGCCCGGUUUUUCCUUCCUAAUCUUUGUUGUGGAGGAAAAUAAACAAAGGAGGAAGCUUUUGACUUCAUAUCCCGUCCUCAUAUAUUGUUGUCAUAUCCCAACCCCAUAUCCCGUCCUCCUAUCCCGACUUCCUAUCCUGACCUCCUAUCUCGUCCUCCUAUCCCGAUCUCCUAUCCCGUCCUCCUAUCCCGACCUCCUAUCCUGUCCUCCUAUCCUGACCUCCUAUCCCGACCUCCUAUCCCGUCCUCCUAUCUCGACCUCCUAUCUCGAUCUCCUAUCCCGACCUCUUAUCUCGACAUCCUAUCCCGACCUCCUAUCCCAACCUCCUAUCCCGCCCUCCUAUCCCGUCCUCAUAUCCCGUCCUCCUAUAUCGACCUCCUAUCCCGACCCUUAAUAUGUGUACCAAGUAUUGAAAGAUCUCCAGGCGUACGGAAGUUAUGUAGGAACAUACAUUUCCCAUUGAUUUGAAUGGGACUUUAAACAAAAACCCUGACCCUCACAAAUGGGGGUAGUUAAGGGUUAAAUUAACUAUCCUAUAUUUUAAGUGGACAUAUAAGUAAUGUGUGACCAAGUAUUAUCGAAAUAUCUCCUGCCGUUUGGAAGUUAUUCAGAAACAUAUAUUUCCCGUAGACUUGCAUGGGACUUUAAACAAAAACCCCGCCCCUGGCAAAUGGGGGUGAGUAAGGGUUAAAUUACCUAUCCUAUGUUUGUGGUUGACAUAUAAGUAACAUGUGUGCCAAGUUUCAUGUUAAUAUCUUUAGCCGUUUGGACGUGAUGCUGGAACAUACACACACACACACAUUUAGGGAUAUUUAUCAAAGCUGUCUAUGUCCCGCAUCAAUAUAGACCAAACUACAGAGGGUUAGUCUGGUCUAUUGUGCGCCUAAUUUAUCAAAUGGCGCACGGCUCUAAAUUCUGUGCACAGACUGCAUGAUCUAUGCUUUAGUCUAUAUUUAAACCUGCUCCAACAUGGUCUGACAUUGCGGCGUACUUUCAGCCGAAGCGACUUGUCGCUGAAAAGUCGCUUUUGAUAAAUUCAGCACCAAUGCAUUUCAGUCUAAAAUAGACUAGAAUGCAUCAUGUUCUAAAAAUCCUCUAGAGCAAAAGUCGCAGAAAAGUCGCACAUAUUCAGACUGCGACUUUCUGUGCGACAAAUUUAGACAGGAAAAACCAGUCUAAAUCCUUUGAUAAAUCUCCCCCAUUGAGUUUUAUAUAUAGAUGGAUUGAUAGGCAGGGAAGCCAAACUUUCUAUUGUUAUUGACUUUGUAUUUAUUCGAUGUUGAUAGUAGAAGUUGAAUACUGUAAACUAGUUAAUUAUAACACUGGUUAAAAUGAGAAUUUUUUGUCACUACAAGUAACAAGAACGUUCAUUAAAAACCCAAAAUGAUGUGUAUCAGUAGCAUGUUUCUAAGCAUAUUAGGCUCCAGUCUAGUUAAGUUCAUUGUAUUUCACCUCUGUGUAGUAUAUGUGAUUACAGAGACUUUUUUGUUUUACAGACUAUUAGUCCAUAAGAUAUGGACAGUUGCUAAAAGCUCAUAUUUAUUAAGCCUGCGGAUAUUGACAGCAU